AUGCCCAGAAACUACCACCGUCCAGAUGGCAACUUUUUCAGAGGGAAAGGACACAGCUAUCUUGCAGCAGAAGAAGCCCUGGGUAUUGGACUCUUCAUUUUGGUGCUGGCGAUUUUACUUAUCUUUGGCUGCUGGUAUUACAAAAGACGUAGUGGCUAUAAAAGUCUGCGGAGCAAAAGCUCUAGUGUGGGCACAAUACGAACCGUGGUAGGUGAGGGAACAAUACUGGACUGCAAAAUGGCUCAGCAGGAGUACAGAAACUUUAAUUCUGUGGUACCUGAUGCUCCACCAGCUUAUGACAAAAUUGCUGCAGAUCAGUCACCACCACCUUAUUCACCAUGA
Charadrius vociferus (killdeer) is the source of this 342-nucleotide messenger RNA. RefSeq names its product melan-A (gene MLANA). The record is from RefSeq and is a predicted model, not a curated record. Gene Ontology annotation, cellular component: melanosome; endoplasmic reticulum membrane; trans-Golgi network. Lineage: Eukaryota; Metazoa; Chordata; Aves; Charadriiformes; Charadriidae. Bases 1 to 342 code for a protein of 113 amino acids. The transcript is spliced from 4 exons.